Messenger RNA from Vombatus ursinus (common wombat), 565 nucleotides. RefSeq names its product apolipoprotein C3 (gene APOC3). Gene Ontology annotation, biological process: negative regulation of low-density lipoprotein particle clearance; lipid transport; triglyceride homeostasis. The record is from RefSeq and is a predicted model, not a curated record. Bases 108 to 407 code for a protein of 99 amino acids. Gene Ontology annotation, cellular component: extracellular region; spherical high-density lipoprotein particle; very-low-density lipoprotein particle. The transcript has 4 exons. NCBI's taxonomy places the organism in Eukaryota, Metazoa, Chordata, Mammalia, Diprotodontia, Vombatidae. Gene Ontology annotation, molecular function: phospholipid binding; high-density lipoprotein particle receptor binding; lipase inhibitor activity.
AGCCUCCAGUGCCCGCUGCCCAGGGGACAAUAUAAAACAGGCCACAGUGGGUCUUCCCAUCCCAAUCAGCACAUCCCAGGAAGCAGCUUUCCAGACGCAGAGUGACCAUGCAGCGCCGAGGUUUCUUUGCUGCUGUGUUCCUGACCCUGCUGGUCUUUGCUUAUGCCCAGGAAGAGGAGACGAUCCUGAACCGGGUCCAAGAUUAUGUACAGCAGGCAGCCAAGCAAGCCCAGGAGGCUCUGACCACCGUGCAGGAAUCUCAAGUGGCCCGGCAAGCCAAGGGCUGGGUGACUGACGGCUUCAGUUCCCUGCAAGACUACUGGAGCACUUGGACGGACAAGUUGUCUGGCCUGUGGGAGAAAGCUGAUGCGGCAGUGGUAGAACCUCCUAAAAAAGACACACCUUGAAGACUCAACUCCAUCGUUUUGUGUAUCCGUCUGUCCAUCUUCCUGCCUCUCUGGAUCCUCCUAUCUCCAGGGCUUCCUGCACUCUUCCGCUAUGUCUCAGGAAAAGCAUCUGCCCCCCAGCCAAGCACUGCCCUCAAAAUAAAGCCAAAUGAGAAACA